This is a messenger RNA of Peromyscus leucopus (white-footed mouse), 735 nucleotides long. It is a transcript of the gene Crct1, whose product is annotated as cysteine rich C-terminal 1. The record is from RefSeq and is a predicted model, not a curated record. The transcript has 2 exons. Lineage: Eukaryota; Metazoa; Chordata; Mammalia; Rodentia; Cricetidae. The coding region runs from base 117 to 413 and encodes 98 amino acids.
GCUUCUCUGGCCGUACACUGUUCAGUCUUCUGCCUAGCAGGUGGCAAGUUCCAGUUGGAGAACCGAGUGAGUCUUCCUGUGGAGCCAAGGUCCUAUUCGCCUUGACAAACACCGCGAUGUCUCAGCAGGGCGCCAAAGGCUUUUCCAAAGGGUCUUCCCAGGGCUCCGCCCCCUGCUCCGCCCCGACGCCCGCCCCCGCUCCCUCCUCCUCCUGCUGUAGCCGCGGCUGCUGCGGGGGCGGCGGUUGUGGCUGCUGCGGUGACUCCGGCUGCUGUGGCUCCAGUUCCACCGGCUGCUGCUGCUUCCCCAGGAGGCGCCGCCGGCAGCGCACUGGCGGCUGCUGCUGCGGAGGAAGCCAAAGGUCUCAACGCUCCUGCAACAACCAGAGCUCAGGCUGCUGCGGUGGCUGCUGAGAGCCCACAGAGCUGCGCCCAAGCAGCUAGCAUCCUACAGCGACCCCUCUGCUGCUCCCACCCUGUCUUCCAUAGUAGUAACAGGCUGGACCAAUCUCGGAGUUUGGUCCCCUUAAAGCUAACUGCACUUUGAUGUUCAGAAACCUCACGCUCUUCUCAGCCCUGUCCCCUCGUGCUGAUUUUCCUACCAGGGAAUACAAGUCAGGGGUGGGACCUCAGACCAUGCUAAGGGCAGGGGCUUGUGCACGUCAGUGUUCAAAAUAGAUCUACUGAUUUGAUUGUCCUCCGAAGACGUCAUAAUAAAGCUUCUACCUCCCGUGAA